Molecule: messenger RNA, 135 nt
Organism: Zalophus californianus (California sea lion)
Lineage: Eukaryota; Metazoa; Chordata; Mammalia; Carnivora; Otariidae
Product: thymosin beta-10-like
Exons: 1
Coding region: 1-135 (44 amino acids)
Biological process (GO): regulation of cell migration; actin filament organization
Cellular component (GO): cytoplasm
Molecular function (GO): actin monomer binding
Source: RefSeq, a predicted model, not a curated record
AUGGCGGACGAGCCGGACAUGGGGGAAAUCGCCAGCUUCGGUAAGGCCAAGCUGAAGAAAAUGGAGACGCAAGAGAAGAACGCCCUGCCGACCAAAGAGACCACUGAGCAGGAGAAGCGGAGUGGAAUUUCCUAA